AUGACGUCUCCUAAAUCACCAAAGUCACCUAAAUCCCCAAAGUCGCCAAGGUUUCCACUUUCACCCAAAUCGCCGAGAUUCCCUCUAUCACCCAAAUCACCCAGAACGCUACCGCCAAAGCUUCUCGACGAGGACUCGUCAUUUCGAAUUAUACAUACGCCUGACAGGCCGGAGCGACCGAUAUCAAGACGGGCCAUUCCGAAUGACGAGCAAUGCAUGGAAUUUCUCAUGUCUUUGCAGAGACAAGAGGAACACAAGAGGGGAGGCGUCAAGACGGGCCUCAAGAUGUGGCCGUACCCGGACGAGCAGGAGGCCGAGGACCGUAGGUAUCUGCGGAGCGUGAGGGUCGAAAGUGUUCACUUGGAGGAAGCUCGUCUCGCGAGGACAAAUUCCUCCGGCCCGGCCAAGGUUGUGGAAGUGGGCAGAAGCUCGACCAAGUCGACGAUGGCAUCACGACGAUCAUACCAUACCAGCACACCCAGUGUUAGCAACGCAGGGGACGCCGAAGAAAAGCCCCGAUGCGGCCUUACAGUGGCCGUCGGUGUUGACCCCCUCUCUCCACCGCCGACUCUGUCCCGCAGUCAAUCAAGGCUAAGCUUUCACACGCCAAAAGCCAAUACAUCUCGCUGGUCCGAUGACAGCAUCGAGUCCCUCUUCUCGUCGAGGGACAUGGAUUCGCCAUGCCCUCAGCGAGUUACUGUCCGCUCAUCCUCCGAGGCGCUGUCACCCACUGUCGUCGGGGACGAGUCUGUUGGCUCAUACUCGCCUCCCCUUCUGACGCCAGUGAAAGACCGGCCUGCUACACCGUUCACGGACCCUCGUCUGCGGGCGACAUCCGAACCGAUGACGCCUCCGCCUUCAGAUCACAUUGUUCACCAGAUGAACAUAACUCCUGAGCCGGUGCCGCGGAAGUACUCAUGGCGCUCUUCUAAAGAUACGAUCCUCAAUACAGGGGCCCCGAUAUCAAGAUUCCAGUCGUGGCUACCAGAAGCGCGGCCAGAAGAGGAUUUCGAGGGAGGACAGCAGCAGCAACAACAGCAAUCUGAGCCGGAGGUCUACGGCGAGUGGGCGGACUACUACUUUGAGGACGGCAAUUUCUGGGAUGACUAUUCGGAUGGCGAUGAAGAAGGGGACGAGACUAAGGUAGAGGAAGAGGAGGAUGUCGACGCCGUCGAGAAGGAGGAGCAAGAAGUGAGCGACGAAGAAGACGAAAAGGAGGAAGAGAACGAGGGCCAAAAAGACCGGCUUCGGGUCGACGAUGAGGAGGUUUAUCCGCGUUACGAGAGUUUUAUCAAGGAUUACAAGAACAACGUCAUGAAUAUCACGGUUACGGAGAGUCUAAAUACCGCAGCUAACAACAACAUCUUGGGACGCCUCCAUCCCCUGACUUCGGAUACUACAAGGUCUCGGCCUUCCUCGGUGUAUAUGGCUCGGUGUGGCCCAAGCUCCAAGCUCCCAAGCUCCCCCAAAACUUUCACCUCACACUUGAUGUACCCUUUCGUCUUCCUCCCACAAACUUCAUCUCAUCUACAAACUCCCUCACGCCAUCUAAUGCCUCGCCUACCGCCCUGCCUCUUCCGCCGCGCCCACGCCAUCUCACCCCAUGCCGCCGUCCUCCUGCCGGCGUGCCGCGAUGUACCCUCCGCGGUGACCGAGCUUCGCUGGAUCAGGUCGCACGUCGCAAGCAGCGGUAGACAGCCGUCGUCAAGGGCGCUUCUGCCCAGCCAAGAUGAGCAAGAAGCCCGCGUCGCACGCCUCUGCGCAAAACGCGGCCGUGGCGUGCCGCUGCAGUACGUUCUCGGCUCUCAGCCCUUUGGAGCACUCGACAUCAAGUGCCGGCCCGGCGUGCUCGCCCCGCGCGCCGAGACGGAGGCGUACGUGAUCCAUCUGGCCGACAUGAUCACGCUCGGCCAGCUGGAUGGUUUCGAGAACAGAGAGCUGCGUGUCGUGGACUUUUGUACGGGCACUGGGUGUAUCGCGCUCGCGCUGUACGAGCGUCUUACACGAUGGGCCAAGAAGCUUAGCGUCACGGGCGUCGAUGUCUCGCCCAUCGCCGUCAACCUCUCGCGAGAAAACUUGCGGCGCAACAUGGCUACGAAUUCACUCAUACCGCCGUCUACCGACAAGGAGGUGACUUUCCGAAAAGCAGACGUCUUCCAGGAGGCUGAUAUGCAGUCGCUUCAACGAUGCGACGUACUAGUAUCAAACCCGCCGUACAUAUCACGCAAUGUUUGGACCUAUGGUCAGGGCCAGAUGGGCUACUCUGUGCGAAAGUACGAGCCGAAGCUCGCGCUCGUGCCGGGGGAGAUGGUGCCCACGUAUGAUGGGUGUGACCAUGCCGACGUCUUUUACGCUAGAUUGCUCGACAUUGGAAGUCGGCUAGGCACGCGAGUCUUACUAUUUGAGGUGGGGGAUGAGGAACAGGCUCUUAGGGUCGUCAAGCUUGUCAGACGCAAUGACUUUACGAGACAUGCUUUGUGCGAGCUCUGGAGGGACUGGCCAGACUUGUCGCCCGAAGAGGAUGAAGUUAGUUCAUUCGAUGUCGAUGGGGAGAUGAUGACUGUCAAGGGCAGCGGGAAUCACGUUGUCAAACCAUCUUCGCGAGCCUUGGCGAAUUUGGAGUCCGGGGGCUUCAUCGACUUGGAAAAUGAAGCCAGCAAACUCCCGCAGUACGACCCCGCUACGUGCCCGGAUGGAGUCAUUGACCUCUCCGGUGCCAUCAAUGGUCUCAUGGGCGAUGUUCUGGCAGAAGAGAUGAACCGAUUUUCCAAGGCUUACGAUUUUGUGAAAGGCAUGGCAACUCGAUACGGUGAUGUUAUGGGACCGAAAGAGCUAGCCAAUGCAAUGAGUAGCUUUGUAAAUCGCUAUUUCGGUCCUGUGCGGUCGGUCACAUCCGAUGACAUACUGGUGACCAACGGCGUGACCUCACUCAUAGACAUGAUGGCAUUCGGAAUGUGCGAUCCAGGCGAGGGCAUUAUGGUCAUCACUCCAACUUACGUGAUGUUUCCCCACGAUUUGUGCGCCAGAGCAGGCGUCAGUUUGAUCAAGGUCAACCUCGAGCCUAUGGAGAGCCAGUUCGACGAGAAAUCUGCCCCUCUGCUAAUCGAAGCAAUGACCAAAGCCUACACCGCAGCUCUGGCGGACGGUAUUAUUCCCAAGGCCCUCCUCCUCUGUAACCCGAGCAACCCCUGCGGCCGGACCUACCCACGCACUACCCUCGUCGAGAUUGCGAGAUUCUGCGGACAAAAGAACAUGCACCUUCUAUCCGACGAGAUCUACGCCAUGUCGACCUUUACCGGCACAACGGACGCAGAUGGACAGGCGCUUCCCCCAUUCACCUCCGUGCUAAGCAUACAGGAUGAUCCACCUCGCGGUGUGCUCGCUGAGAACAUCCACUCCAUGUACGGCGCAAGCAAAGACUUUGGCUGCGGCGGUCUGCGGCUCGGAUUCCUCGUGACGCGGAACGAACUCCUCUGGCGUUCUCUGAGGAGGUUAGUGCUGUUUACAUGGGUCUCGACUUUCUCAACUGCAUUCUUCACGCACUUCUUGCUUGACGAGGAAGUCGUCGGGAGAUACCUGAAGACCUACCGUGAACGACUCGAGGCGCAGUAUAGGGUGACCACGCAGCUCUUGAAGGAGAACGGAAUUCCUUUCGUGCCGGCCAACAGUGGGGUGUUCAUCUUCAUCAAGCUGACGGCUUGGUUGGAUCACGCGAUCCACCCAGACAAGCACUUACUGGCACUGCAAGAUCAUCAAUCCUCCUCUAUAGCAAGAGGGAGCAAACAUGGACGCAUCGUGAUUUGA
Molecule: messenger RNA, 3804 nt
Organism: Colletotrichum scovillei
Lineage: Eukaryota; Fungi; Ascomycota; Sordariomycetes; Glomerellales; Glomerellaceae
Product: aspartate aminotransferase
Exons: 8
Coding region: 1-3804 (1267 amino acids)
Biological process (GO): biosynthetic process; protein methylation
Cellular component (GO): mitochondrion
Molecular function (GO): nucleic acid binding; protein methyltransferase activity; pyridoxal phosphate binding
Source: RefSeq, a predicted model, not a curated record